Molecule: messenger RNA, 4488 nt
Organism: Mus caroli (Ryukyu mouse)
Lineage: Eukaryota; Metazoa; Chordata; Mammalia; Rodentia; Muridae
Gene: Pde1a
Product: phosphodiesterase 1A
Biological process (GO): signal transduction
Molecular function (GO): 3',5'-cyclic-nucleotide phosphodiesterase activity
Source: RefSeq, a predicted model, not a curated record
UUAUUCAGGAAGUGUGCUGUAUUUUUAAGUGUCGCUUCCAGAUCAAUUAAGAGACAAAAGCCUUGGUAUUUAAACAGGCACUUUCUUCCCAGGGUGGUGCUGCUGGGACUGCUUCCUACCAUCUGGUUUCUCAUUACAUCCUGCCCUGCUUCAGCUGCUAGAGAGGAAUUCAGCUUCUUGUGGAGCGCGAAAGUCAUUCACGUUUCUUUCGUGCAUAAUUGAGCUCGUAAACUGUAGAAAUUCUGAUGUGCUUCUGUGCACGGAACAGUUACAGAUGAGCUGCUGGGAGAAUAGCCUGAGCAGUCGGUCAGUAGUACAGUAGCAGCUCACAUGUGUGGAUUGCUCCCGUGAGGAACAUCAUCAUGGGGUCUACUGAUACGGACAUCGAAGAAUUGGAAAACGCCACUUACAAGUAUCUCAUUGGAGAACAGACCGAGAAGAUGUGGCAGCGCCUGAAGGGGAUACUAAGAUGCUUAGUGAAGCAGCUGGAGAAAGGUGAUGUCAACGUUGUUGACCUAAAGAAGAAUAUCGAAUAUGCAGCAUCAGUACUGGAAGCUGUUUACAUCGAUGAGACAAGAAGACUGCUGGACACUGAAGAUGAACUCAGCGACAUCCAGACUGACUCCGUCCCAUCGGAAGUCCGGGAUUGGUUGGCUUCAACUUUCACACGGAAAAUGGGGAUGAUGAAAAAGAAGCCUGAAGAAAAACCAAAGUUUCGCAGCAUUGUCCAUGCUGUCCAGGCUGGGAUUUUUGUGGAAAGGAUGUACAGGAAGAGCUAUCACAUGGUUGGUUUGACAUAUCCUGCAGCUGUCAUAGUGACACUCAAGGAAGUUGAUAAAUGGUCUUUUGACGUAUUUGCCUUAAAUGAAGCAAGCGGGGAGCAUAGUCUGAAGUUUAUGAUUUAUGAACUCUUUACCAGAUAUGAUCUUAUCAACCGCUUCAAGAUUCCUGUUUCUUGCCUAAUUGCCUUUGCAGAAGCCUUAGAAGUUGGUUACAGCAAGCACAAAAAUCCAUAUCAUAAUUUGGUCCAUGCAGCUGACGUCACUCAAACUGUGCAUUAUAUAAUGCUUCAUACAGGAAUCAUGCACUGGCUCACUGAACUGGAAAUUUUAGCCAUGGUCUUUGCAGCUGCCAUUCAUGAUUAUGAGCACACAGGAACAACAAACAACUUCCAUAUUCAGACGAGGUCGGACGUUGCUAUUCUGUACAACGACCGCUCAGUGCUUGAGAAUCACCAUGUCAGCGCAGCCUACAGACUUAUGCAAGAGGAAGAAAUGAAUAUUUUGGUAAAUUUGUCUAAAGAUGACUGGAGGGAUCUUCGGAACUUAGUGAUUGAAAUGGUCUUAGCGACAGACAUGUCAGGGCAUUUUCAGCAAAUUAAAAACAUAAGAAACAGCUUGCAGCAGCCGGAAGGGAUUGACAGAGCCAAAACUAUGUCCCUGAUACUCCAUGCAGCUGACAUCAGCCACCCAGCCAAAACUUGGAAGUUGCACUACAGAUGGACCAUGGCCCUAAUGGAGGAGUUUUUCCUGCAGGGAGACAAAGAAGCUGAAUUAGGGCUUCCAUUUUCUCCACUUUGUGAUCGGAAGUCAACCAUGGUCGCCCAGUCUCAAAUAGGUUUCAUUGAUUUCAUAGUGGAGCCAACGUUUUCUCUCCUGACGGACUCAACAGAGAAAAUUGUCAUUCCUCUUAUAGAGGAAGCUUCAAAAUCACAGUCUUCAAACUAUGGGGCAAGCAGCUCGUCCACAAUGAUUGGGUUCCAUGUUGCUGACUCUCUGAGGCGGUCAAAUACAAAAGGCUCCGUGUGUGAUGGGAGCUAUGCCCCAGACUACUCGCUCUCAGCUGUGGAUCUGAAGAGUUUCAAAAACAACCUGGUGGACAUCAUUCAGCAGAACAAAGAGAGGUGGAAAGAGUUGGCUGCCCAAGGUGAACUUGAUCUUCAUAAGAACUCAGAAGAGUUGGGAAAUACUGAAGAAAAGCAUGAUGACACACGUCCAUAGGUGUGAACAAACUUUAAGAGUUCAGUUGUUCUAAACACAAGAGGAAAAUGAAAGCAGCAUGAAAAACACGCAAAGACCUUGAUUUUCUAAAAAAAUAAAAUAAAAUGUUUGGCUCAGUCCAUUUUAGUGGACUCCUCUGUAAGGAAGAAGAACAUAAAUUUCAGUCAAGUAACUGAGCCACAAAGAUCCCACAAGUUAUCAUUAGGAUUCUGGCCACUGUUUCUGCCAUGGUUUUCCUUCCAUGAUUUGGUCAUCUUAGCCAGAGAAAUCUUUUAAGACUGAAAGCUGGAUGCUUUCAAGUUUUCAUCAUUUUUAACUUGUGUAGAAGAUGGAAUGGAUUUCAAUAUACGACUUGCACUGUGUUACUCCAGAGUGACACAACAACACAAUUGUCAACAAGCAAGGACAAGAAGAAGAAGAAAAAAAAAGAGUAAAAGAAAAGUAAAACAAAAUGAUGAAAACCCUGUUUUCUUGCAAUGCUGAUCUGGUAAGACUGUUUUGUUUUAAAUGCAUGGGAAUAGAAUGAGAAUCAGAUCUGUCUUCAGAAGCGCCAGCAACAGCUGACCAUAAGAGCUGCCGCACAGUGAUUGGAUGAACGCCUCUAUCGGCCUCCAGCUGGGAAACUACAGUGCCAUUUUCUCCUGAAGUCAUCGACCGACUAUCCUGCAGCCAUCCAUUGAGUUUUAAGGCACUAGUGUAUCACCCAGGUGUGUGUGGUCAUAUUAUAGGUCAUAGCUUGCUGUAGGGCCUAUGUAACAAGGAACAUCAGUCAUUGCAGGAGAGGGGCACUUGAAGGGAAGACAGAAUUUUCCUUCUGGGAUAUUGUUACCACUAGAAUAUAAAGAUAUAUUACAGGCUGAGGCAUAAGAUGUGUGUGUGUGUGUGUGUGUGUCUGUGUGUGUGUGUGUCUGUGUGUGUGUGUGUGUGUCUGUGUUGUAGGUGUGUGCACUCAUGCUCAGAGGUGUAUAUGGAAACCCAUACUUUUCUGUACAGCUAAAACUGUUAUGUGAUGUGACUUUUUAAUUUUACUGAAAAGAAAUGAACUGCAACCCUCAGAGGCCCUGCUUCUUGGUCAUGUUUUGCCUGAGCAUGUGUGAAGUAGCUAACAGGAAUGGUCAAGCCCAAUUAGAUGUUGUAGCAUUUUCACUGUAUAUACACUUCAGGGAUUGCGAACUUCGUGAAAGGUGACAAUUAGAUGGAAUGAACAGUUACUGUCAAUUAGAUGAUGUGCAGAAAGGUUCGCCCAUCCUAAUGAGUUGCUUCUCGCACCUGUGUUUCCCCCAGGUUCCUCAAGGCUAAGCAAUAUUUCAGAGAGGGACAUGGCAAGAAGCUUUUAAGCCUAAGUUGUGAGGUCUUUAUAACUCACAAUUUAGAUCUACUUUAAUGUGUAAGCCAUAUUCUCUAUGCAUAUUUAGUAUGCAUUUAUUGUAUUUAAGAUAUAUUGUGAGUAGACUGUAUAAAAUGCUUUUAAAUGUUCUAUGAAUUAGAUUCCUAGUGUUAUUAUUGUCUAAAUCUUGUUAAAUAAUUGAAUUGUAUCAUAGCCAUUAUAAUGUGAUGGAUAUUUUAAAUAUCAACAGUAAAGAUUGAUCUAUAAUAAUGUGUUGAGAAGAUUAAUAGAAAUGUGUAUGUUAGUAGCCUUUGUCCUUUAAAAUGGACAUUUUAUUUCUAUUUAUGGAGAAACUGUAACUAUUGCUUUUCAAGUCUUCUUUUUAAAAAUGAGAUAUUUACUAUCUAGAAAACACUCUGCUUUCAAAGUAAAAUCUGAGAGUCUAAGAAGUCUAAUUACUAUUGUUCCUAAUUGAGCCAGUCGUCUUUCAGUAAAGCCAGAAUCUAAGGAGAGAAGAAUAAAAUGAAGCUCUGCUCCUCUCAUGGCGUAGAAAAUACAUCUAUUUUGUUCUUUUGAUCUCUAUGCUUGGUUAAUGUAAAUUAAAGAAUAUGCACAUUGAUCAGUGUAUGUCUGCUAGCCUAAUUGUCCAGGCUAUGUGACUUACAGAGCACUGUGACCGACUUGCAGGGGUAGCUGGGGAGGCACACUGCUUCAGAGCCAUCACACUGCCUGGACCAUGCACGCUACUCCUCACCUCCCUCCCUUUUCUUCCUAUCUCCACGAUGCCCAAUGUGUCUGAUAUUUUGCCUUUGGCCUUCCACACACCUUCCUUCCUCUCUCCACAGGACAGCUCCUACUGGAAGAUAAUAAGUAGGGGUCACACCGGAGAUCACACGUGCCUCCAAAUGUACAGAUAAUAGUGUGAAAGACCACACCAUGAGGCGGGACUCUCUCUCUCCAAAGGCUGCUGCACCUGCUUUGCAUUUGUACUCACAGCGACCCACCAUACACUUGCGAGUUCAUCUGCCUUUUCAUUUAGCCAGAACUUUACUUUUUAACAUGACAACCUAUGAUUCUUGUGUUUUUAUUAUGCUGCAACUCUCUGUAUUUCCUACUAUAUAUGAUUGCUAAAUAAAUCAUAUUUGAUCGAAAUUAUCCUGA